Messenger RNA from Entelurus aequoreus (snake pipefish), 3149 nucleotides. RefSeq lists its product as uncharacterized. The coding region runs from base 176 to 2617 and encodes 813 amino acids. NCBI's taxonomy places the organism in Eukaryota, Metazoa, Chordata, Actinopteri, Syngnathiformes, Syngnathidae. The transcript is spliced from 12 exons. The record is from RefSeq and is a predicted model, not a curated record.
UAGGAGGUUGGCCUUUUGGCUUGGCGUUGUGCAAGAUGGUGCCUUUCAUCCAGAAAAUGUCUCUUGGUAUUACAGUGUUCAGUCUGUGUGCUCUCAGUGUUGACAGGUACCGUGCAGUCGUAUCUUGGCAACGGAUCAAAAGCACAGGAGUGUCAGUGGUGGAAAUAUCUCUCAUAUGGUUGGUCUCCAUUAUACUGGCUCUACCCGAACUUGUCGGCUUCUCCGUGAUCAACGUACACUACAAAGACCAACAUCUGAGGAUUUGUCUGCUCCAUCCUGUGCAGACCACGCCGUUAAUGCAGAUGGCGGCCAAGCUUUACUAUGGAACAAAGAAGUCAAGCGAACACGGUUGGAUUGGACGACACAUACGAAGUACAGUGUAUUAUGCAGCGAACAUUUCGAAAGAUCAUGUUUCGAAGAGGGUCCCUUGCGAAUGGCAGAAAUGGGAAUCAGCACUCGUCGACUCGUGCUGAAGAAAGGUGCGAAGCCAACUAUUUUCGAUAGACCACGGACAAGUCCGGAGCACCCGACCCCCUCCAUAAGCGGACAGACUGGGCACAUGAGGUCUGCAUUUGCCAAAAGGGAAAGGAAGAGGACAAUAGAUCAGAUCAUGGACAGUACGACUACGGCAUCAGUGGCGGAUGCGGUGGAUGAACCAAUGGCAAUGGCACUAGAUUUGCCUGAUGAGGAGGGCGAUCAAGAUCAGGGAAAUACAAGAGAACAAGGAUGCCAGACGGACUGGGUACCGAUUGGGACAGCACCAACAGCAAUGACCAGUAGCAAGAGCACCCAAACAGGGAAAAUACAUCAUAGAUCAAAGGGACACCAGGUGACCCCAGAUAUCCUCGAGAGGGUUAGAGCUCGGCCGGCCAGGGUUAGUGAAGUCCCAUUGUCAAGUGUAGCAGCUCCAUCUGACAGCCCCGAGAUGCAGACUAACAUAGCAGCUCCAGGUGUGUCUGGAAUGCAAGCCAAGCUACGACCACCUCCUGCAUUGUUUGAUGAAGGACCAGCAUCAAGUCCCACUGCGCCUUUUGUUGGUGGUUCUUCCGAUGACAGCUAUGUGCCGAGUGAGUCAACGACAUCGGAUCCGUGUCAAUCUGACGGGUCGCCAGAUCGCCCAUGUACUCACCAGAUGCAUGAAGAGGGCUGCCACAAGGAACCGAAGUACAUCAUCUUUGAGUCGUGCCUCCAGAGUCUCGUCAAGUGGUGUCACUGUCCAGUCUGUGGCAGCCAGGACAUAAGCCCUUCUUGGGAUUCGAACGGUACACAGCUGACCAUGACUCUUCAAUGUGCAUCAUGUGACCAGAGGAGUAGUUGGAGCAGCCAGCCAAACAUUGGCCCUUAUGCCGCGGGCAACAUCCUGCUGUCUGCUGGCAUCCUCUUCGCUGGGGCAUCUUCUGGCAAGGUGUUGCAAGUGCUGAACAGCAUCGGAGUGGUCACGUAUGUGAAGAGGACAUUUUUCAACCACCAGGAGCUCAUCCUGCAGCCAGCCAUCAAAAAGGUGUGGGAGGAACAGCAACGGACGCACCUCACCAUGCUGCAGGUGGAAGGCCGACCCCUCGUCCUUGGUGGUGAUGGGCGAGCAGACAGUCCGGGACACAGCGCCAAGUUCGGUACCUACACCACAAUGGAGCUUGUGGCCAAUGUGGUUCUCGACCUUCAGGUUGUACAGAGCAACGAAUGUCUUGGCAGCUACCAUAUGGAGAUGGAAGGACUGAAGAGGAUGGUGGAACUGCUGAUCAGCUGGGACCUGGAUGUCGGGGUGCUGGUGACAGACAGACACAGACAGAUCGCUAAAUGGAUUCGUGAAAACAUGCCCAAUACACGGCACUGCUAUGACAUCUGGCAUGUUGCAAAAUCCAUCGGAAAGAAACUGAAGGCCAUCGCCAAGCAUAAGGACUGUGAAGACCUGAAGCCCUGGGUGCAAAGUAUAAUCAACCACCUCUACUGGGCAGCAGUGUCUACACCGCCUGGAGAGGGGGAACUUCUGGUUGCCAAGUGGAAGUCUGUGGAGCGACACAUUCAGAACAUCCACAAGGACCAUGGCGACCUCUUCCCAAUUUGUACUCAUGGACAACUGCAACGGCAAAAGAAAUGGCUCAAACAAAGUUCACGCUCAGCAGUGAAACUGGAGGAGGUGGUCAACAACAAGUCCCUGCUAAAAGAUAUCGCCAUGCUGUCGGGUGAACACCAGACUUCCAAGGUGGAGGCGUUCCAUAGCCUUAUCAUACAGUUCGCACCGAAAAUGUAUGUCUUCUCAUACAUCGGAAUGCUGUGCAGGAACCUGCUUGCUGGGCUGCACUGGAACGAAAAUUCGAGCCGCCCUAUAGCCACUACACAAGCGGGUGCUGAGCGCUAUGCAGUACGCUACCCGAAGUAUAAAGCAGGGGGCCAUGUGGUCAAGAAAAUCGCGACAGAGCCAACAUACCGCUACGUAGAUGACUUGAUCAGGGAGGUUGUUGCUGGCUGCAGACAGACCCCUGACGAGAGAACACCACUCAGCGUCACUGUGGAUGUGCCUCCCUUCCUCUGCGAUGAACUGGAGAAGCCAGACAAGGAGGAAGCCAUCGCCAAGCACAGGAGUCGCUUCGGUAAGUGUGAAAUGCCCUCCCGGUAACAGUUAGAGAUGCUACCUCAGUAGAAGCAUUUAAGUCCCAUCUUAAAACUCAUUUGUAUACUCUAGCCUUUAAAUAGACCCCCUUUUUAGACCAGUUGAUCUGCCGUUUCUUUUCUUUUCUCCUCUGCCCCCCCCCCACGUGGAGGGGUUAUUCCGGUGACCAUGGAUAAAGUGCUGGCUGUCCAGAGUUGGGACCCGGGGUAUACCGCUCGCCUGUGCAUCGGUUGGGGACAUCUGCGCUGCUGACCCGUUUCCGCUCGGGGUGGCCUCCUGCUGGCUCCACUGGACCCUCACUAAUAUGUUAGACCCACUCGACAUCCAUUGCUUUCGGUCUCCCCUAGAGGGGGGGGGUUACCCACAUAUGCGGUCCUCUCCAAGGUUUCUCAUAGUCAUUCACAUCGACGUCCUACUGGGGUGAGUUUUCCUUGCCCGUGUGUGGGCUCUGUACCGAGGAUGUCGUUGUGGCUUGUACAGCCCUUUGAGACAUUUGUGAUUUAGUGCUAUAUAAAUAAACAUUGAUUGAUUGACUGAU